Messenger RNA from Enterobius vermicularis (human pinworm), 419 nucleotides. NCBI's taxonomy places the organism in Eukaryota, Metazoa, Nematoda, Chromadorea, Rhabditida, Oxyuridae. The record is from the annotation of a GenBank genome assembly.
AUGUUUUGUAGUCAGUUCGAUGAACGAUUCACUCCUGAAGGUUUAGACGAACAUUUUCUGAACGACUGUUUUAUGCUUACGAAGUGUAAAUACUGCAAUGAGAUAUUAGAAAUAAGUGCACUGAACCAUCAUUACCUAGAAGAGUGUCCUGCCAAAGACCAGUUUAAGAAAUGUUACCGAUGCAAGAAUCCAAUUCCUAAGGAGAAACACUUUCGACAUAUUAGCCUUAAUCAGUGUAAAGGGUCAAGUGGCCAUAAAAACGCAGAACGAUGUUUCUUAUGUCACAAAGAGGUAUUGCCUAAUAAUGACAUUGGUUGGAGAAAACACUUGAGAGAAGAGUGCUCCGGCAAUCCGCGCUCUCGAAGAAUUGCAAAUGUCGUAAUGUCAUCUGUAACAGAAAACAAAGUUAAACAGUAAUA